AUGCGAGUAUUAGUCUUGGCUCUCCUAAUUGAGGCAGGUUUCUGUUUUAUUACUUUACCAUUAAAGUAUGUCGUUCGUGAGCAGAGCAUGGAGGUUUAUGAGCCCCAAACUUCCAAUUUUCUCACUAAGUUGAGCCAUGAGCGCGAAUUGGUGUUGGAGGCAGACGUUGGCCCACAGAAGACAAAGAUCGAAUUUUUGGUGGAUUUCUGGGGUAAUUCAAAUACCUUGACCUCCAAAAGUGUUCUAAAAGAAGAUUGUUCCUCUGAUCAUUUGGGUGAAAGUUUGUACCUUGGAGAUGUCCAAGCAGAGGAUGUUCCAUUUACCACUCGCAGUCUUCAAAAUCACUUGAGGUUUGGCCUUAGCGAAGUUCAAGAGCACGAAUUGCUAAAAGUUGAUAAGAUGAACAUUGUGCAGCUUCUCAAGUAUCAGAAGAAGAUUAAGAGCGCACUAGUAUCAUUCCUAUUCCCCAAAGAUGAUUUAUCUGUCGGGGAGUUGGUGAUUGGAGGCAUUGAUCACUCAAAGCACCGUGGGGCUCUUUCUAAGAUUCCAUUUUACAGCUCAGAGGGACCUCUUGGAAGCGAGCAAGGCGAUAUGAUAGUAGUUGUUCUUGACGAAAUUCUCUUGAACGGCCAACAAUUGGCUAAGGGAGACUAUGACAUGGAGGUUUCGACCUCGCAGUGGUCUCGCUUGCCUCAACACUUCUUGACAGCCAUUGCUAGAAGAUUUGGAGGAGUGUACGAUGAAGUCGCUGACUUCUACUAUUUUGGACCAAGUAUUGCCACUACUGAUGAGAUACUAACGCUUUCAUUAGAUGGAGCGAAGGUCAAUGUUCCCGUGAGAGAUUUGGUAACCCAAAGUGGUCUUGAAACAUACUACCUAUCACUAAGACCCAACAUCGUUGAUAAUGUUGGUGUUUUGGGUUUGGAUAUAUUGAAAUAUGCUUAUAUUGUUAUUGACUACGACAAUAGAGAAAUUGGACUUGCUUCGACUUUCCGGCCAGGAUAUGAGCCUUCAGAGGGUCCAGAUCAAGAAAAUGCAUUUUGUGUUCCGAUGACUACCGAUAAUACGGAAGAUGGUUCUACUCAGAAUGUAAAUUCCAUGGUCACCCAUUGUGUGGAAGAGGAUGCUGUGAUCACGGUAUUUCCGGAUGGUACAGUGCUGGACACAAUGUACAUCAAGAAAAGAGAAUACUUGUCAAGGAUUGAAAAACGGAAAACAAAGCAUAAGUACAGAACGAAGACGAAGACGAAGACGAAGGCUUCGACGAGUCUGUCGAGAUCUUCGCUGUUGGCAUCUCUGAAUGUUAAAGUUGAAAUCUUUGGCGUCAAUAUCUUCACUUUUUAUGUUGGAUGUGCUUGUGUAACCUUUUUUAUAUUAGUUGCAUAG
Sungouiella intermedia is the source of this 1386-nucleotide messenger RNA. NCBI's taxonomy places the organism in Eukaryota, Fungi, Ascomycota, Pichiomycetes, Serinales, Metschnikowiaceae. The record is from the annotation of a GenBank genome assembly.